AUGCCGUCCUCAGUCCGGAGGCAGAGUCAACGGUCGUCGCAGUUCGUAAAAGGAGCUGCAAACCAUCUCUUGGAGGCCCUCUUGCCCGGCGGUGGCGGUAUUUCCUCUAUCGAAUUCUUCGCCUACAUCGCACCUUACUUCAUCGCGAUGGCCACAGAUACCUUUUACAAGCAGUGUGUAUCGACUAUCGAGAUUCAAGGACAUGACGAGAUCUUUACCUAUGUUAUGAACUGGGUUGCUCAGCAUAAUAGGCUAUCCCGCCAUAAUCAUCGCCUUCUUGCAUCCAGCAGCGCUACCAGCACUAGUGACGAACUCUCUCGCGCCAUGUUCGGUCGUCCCAGAACCAACGAGAAUGAUGAAGAAGAAGAAGAAGAAGAAGAAGAUUUAGGUGAUGAUAUCGACGCUUCGGCCAGUCUGGAUCUUCUCCGUUCCAAGAUCUCACUGUACAAUGCGCGACCUCUGCACUGGACCCCGGCUGUCGGGACACACUGGUUCUGGUACGAGAACCGUCCCAUCUCAUUCAUCAGAACUUCUCCCGCCGAUGCAAGGAUGCAAUCCGGUAUACGGUCUGAGGCCAUCACCCUCUCUUGCCUAGGCAGAAACCCCGACAUACUCAAACGCAUCAUCUACAACGCCCGCAUCGACUACCUAGAGAAACAACGUGGCCGAACAAGCAUCUUCCGCUCUACACAGACUCAUGGACGCCAUUGCUGGGCUAAAUCCAUAUCCAAGCCCACCCGUCCUAUGUUGACCAUCGCCCUCGAGGAGCACAUCAAACAGGGUCUUAUUAAGGAUCUCGCUCGCUACCUGAACCCGCGCACCAAAAAGUGGUAUGCUACGCGAGGCAUUCCUUAUCGACGUGGCUAUCUCUUUUCUGGCCCGCCCGGUACUGGCAAGACGAGCUUGGCGCUCGCAGCUGCUGGUCUCAUGGGCCUCAACAUCUACAUGAUCAGUUUAUCGUCUCCCAAUCUAUCAGAGGACGCUCUUGCAGGCUUGUUCCAGGCCUUGCCUCGGACCUGCCUUGUCCUUCUUGAGGAUAUCGACGCAGCGGGUGUUACAGCCAAGAGAGUAAAGGAGAAGAAGCCCAAGGUUGAAUCCACUGAAGGGUCCAGAAGAAUAGGACCGGGCUACUAUCCUUCUUCGCGAGACCCAAUCACGCUAUCAAGCUUACUCAACGUUCUCGACGGCGUGGGCGCACAGGAAGGUCGCGUCCUUGUCAUGACAUCCAACCACACCGAGAACAUCGACCCCGCCCUCAUACGACCAGGACGAGUCGACUAUACCAUCGAGUUUGGACUCGCAUCCUUCGAGACCAUCAAACAGCUAUUCCAAUUGAUGUACGGGACUCCAUACGCCGAAAGUGGAGUUGAACUCGACUCUGAGAAGAUUGAUGCGCUUUCUAUUGGGUUUGCUCAGGUUAUCCCAGAGCACACAUUUACUCCCGCGGCGCUUCAAGGGUAUCUUCUCAUGCAUCAGGAUGACCCUGUUGAAGCUGUCGCUGAUGCUGGGGCGUGGGUUGAAGAGCAGAAGCGUCUCAAGGAAAUAGCUGAGGAGAACGACAAGACAGAGGACACGGAUGAGCCCGAGGUAGACGCCAAUGAGAAGGCAGACUAUAAGAAAAAGUCAGAAGUAAAGGGCAAAAUGAACGGAGUGGCUACUAACGGAGUGGCUACUAACGGAGUGGCUACUAACGGAGUGGCUACUGGUCUUGCGAACCGGUCCAAGACAGAUGUAUGA
Messenger RNA from Fusarium poae, 1737 nucleotides. RefSeq lists its product as uncharacterized. Gene Ontology annotation, biological process: mitochondrial respiratory chain complex III assembly; protein insertion into mitochondrial inner membrane from matrix. The record is from RefSeq and is a predicted model, not a curated record. NCBI's taxonomy places the organism in Eukaryota, Fungi, Ascomycota, Sordariomycetes, Hypocreales, Nectriaceae. Gene Ontology annotation, molecular function: ATP binding; ATP hydrolysis activity. Gene Ontology annotation, cellular component: mitochondrial inner membrane. The coding region runs from base 1 to 1737 and encodes 578 amino acids. The transcript has a single exon.